ACGAUUAACUAAGAAUAAUAGUCAACUUCAUAAUUGUUAAUAUUCUGAAAUAAGACUUGAUGACGUAUGCAGCCUAGUAAUGUGACCUUUCUUUUUUUUUUUAGAGAAACGUGCAUCAUAGCAGUUUGCUUUCCACGGGGAAAAUCGCUCUCAAUUCCGGGAAAUUUCGCGGCUUUUCUUCCAGCUACACCACAAUAAUAUUUUGCCUUCUUAAUCAAAAAGUCAUCCGAUUCAACCAUCAGAAAAUGACUUCUACUACUUUACAGAUGAGUUUGAAUGGACUAGAUAAUGAUGAGCCAAACACCAGUCCCUUAUACGACUAUGGUGACUACUACAGUAAAGAUCUUGAUCCAUCUGUGUUAACCUGUGAUUAUGGAGUUCAUGCAACCAACAUCCUACCUGUGUUAUACUCUCUGUUCUUCGUGUUGGGCCUACUGGGUAACCUGCUGAUGUUAUGGGUGAUGUUGAUGGGUGUAAAGCUGAAAAGCAUGACUGACAUCUGUCUCCUGAACCUGGCUUUAGCUGAUCUCCUGCUGGUCUUCUCUCUUCCGUUCCUGGCUCACUAUGCCAGAGAUCAGUGGGUCUUUGGAGGCCCCAUGUGCACCAUAGUUUUAGGCGUCUAUCACAUUGGAUUCUACAGUGGGAUUUUCUUCAUUGUACUGAUGAGUGUUGACAGAUAUUUAGCUGUGGUUCAUGCUGUGUUCGCAUUGAAGGUCAGAACAAAGACAUAUGGGAUUUUUGCCAGUAUGGUCAUCUGGAUCAUUGCUGUUGCUGCAUCGUUUCCCGAGCUUAUGUACCUGAAAAUCAAUGAACACAAUAAUAAAACAUACUGUCAGUCUUAUCCAACAGAUGAUCACAACUCUCACCAUUAUGCAAACACUGUUGGUAUCAUUAAGAUGAAUGUUUUGGGAUUAAUUAUUCCACUGUGUGUAAUUGGAUUUUGUUACUCAAUGAUUCUUCACAGACUCUUAACAGUUAGCUCUUCCAGGAAACAGGCCAUUAGACUUGUCAUUGUAGUAAUGGUUGCCUUCUUCUGCUGUUGGGCUCCAUAUAAUAUUGCAGCUUUUGUGAAAGCAUUGGAGCUAAAUAAACUCAUAGAGCCAUCCUGUGGAAAAAGCAAAGCAAUCACUCUUAGUCUUCAGAUCACAGAAGCUCUGGCUUACUCACACAGCUGCUUGAAUCCCAUUCUCUAUGUGUUUGUAGAACAGAAAUUUAGGAAACACCUUUACAAACUCCUGAACAAAACACCAAUCAGCAGAUUACAGUUCAUGAAUAGAUACCUUACACAGGCUACAGGAUUGGUUUAUUCACAGACAACCAUUGUGGAUGACAUUUCUACAGUAAUGUGAAUGGAGAUAUAAUAAAAAACGGUUAAAUAUAGUAUCUCUAGACAGAAAUGCAAUAUAAUAUACAUAUCUAUAUUAUUAGUUGUGUAAAGACCUAUGAGUUUUGCGCUUACAGAGGGGCACCCUUCCGAUCUCUCUGAUGAAGCCAAUACAGAAGUGAUUUAAACUGCAAUUCAUCGACUGGCCACUAGAGGCUCCAAAAGAGAGUCAAUUCCCAAAGACCUCCAUGUUAAAAUGUCUACCUUUACAGUAGAAAAUAAUAUGUUUACAGCCUGGUACAAAAAGUGUUUUUGGUCUAUAUAGCUAAUUUUGCCCUUGUUGAAAACUGUGAGGGGGUGAAUUCUUUUGUAACUCCUCUGUUUAAAUAUAUUAAGCCUUAAAGUUCUGAAUAAUUAAGGGCGUGGCCAAUGAGUGACGGUUGAAUAGCCACUGCUGUCACUAGAGUCAAGCUAGGGGGGCAUGGUUUUAGCAACCAGUCACCUCAGCUUCACCCAUGUCCAGUCUCUUUACUCAUUUUUGGAUAUCCGCGAGUGAUGCGCAGUUAAGCGCGGGCAUGAUAGCGAUAGCAGGCACCGCCUACUUUAAGCCUAAAAAAUUUUCUUCAGAAACCUAUGGGUGUUGUCACGGACACUACGUCCAUUUUUUUUACAGUCUGUGGUGCUCGCGCAUCUUAUCAAUGUACUUUGGGCAACAAUAUAAUGUCCUCUCUCAUUUGUCAGUAAAAUAGUGCCUUGAAGUCUUAAAUCGAUUUUAACAGAAAUAAAAACACACCUUUUAUUAUAGAAUACAAUCUGCACAAACAAGUUGACAGUAAAAUGUAUGUGCAUGUCUUGACUUAGCAGUUUUCAUUUAGUAAUUUAUUCAAAGCGACUUAAAAAUAAUAUAAACAAUAGAAGCAAUUAGAGCAACACAAGAACAGCAACAAAUACAUAAGUGCAAUAAAACUACAGAUCCAGAUUAGGUACAUGAUAGCGAUCAUUUUCCCUUUUUGGGAUGGCACCACAAUACGUAGCUUGUUGGCAGAGCGCAGGUGGCAGAGAGGUGCAAAAAGGAGUUAUGCAGUAUAUGCAGUUCAUGGGGCACAACACGAGGGGGGGCGCCAUUGUGCCAAAGUGUUUAAAAAAUGCUAAAUAGAAUCUUAUUAACUUUAUUUUAUAAAGUUUAUUGGUUAAAUAUAAUGAAAUUAAUUUUGCAUGUCAUUUAAAAUAAGUUAAUAUAUUAUUUUAUUAUAUCAAGUGUCAACUGCUAACCCUCAGCAUAGACAAAAACAGUCACAUGACCCAAAACUGGAUUAGGGAAACGUUCUGGGGCAGUAGAAGCACAGAAUAGAAAGACAGAGCAGUAACGUGACUACAGUUGUUCUCUCCUUAGCAGUGCCCAAUCCACCUCCAUCUUCUCAUAAUAAUGGUCCCAAUACUGUCCUGAUUGCAACAAGCAAGCAGUUGCUCAUUAGAGAUGGUGUUUGGCCAGAAAAUCUUUCUUGAAUUAUAUUAAAUUCAAUUCUGGUGGUGCAGUAUUGAUGUCAAGAUCAUGCUCUGCUCCCUGAAUGUCAGCUUUUGAUGUUGGUGGUGACCUGUUUAAAACCUCAUUAAAGUACUCAGCCCAGCGGGCGUCAAUUUCUUUUUCUGAUGUUAGUAGUCUCCUCUUUUUGUCUGUAAUUGGUAUGCCUUUAGUUCCACAAUAUUUGCCACAGUUUACCUUGGUUAUUUUUUAACACCUUUCCUUGUUCUCCCUUGCUAGCUGCUUCUUCAGCCUGGCUUGCAAGGUCAUCCCUAAAGAAACUUUUGUCUGAUCUUACCAAUCUCUUCACUCCUCUAUCUGCUUGUUGAUAGCUUAGCUUGUAUCUCUCUUUCAGUCUCUCUGAUUUAACGUCUAAAAGCUGUUUCUUCAAUCCUCUCCUGGUACUGUACUUAUGGCCUUCAAAGUGUCUUCUUUGAUCCAUUCUUUUCUUUUCGUUUCUUUUCUUUGGUACUCAAGCAUACUUUGCUGGUCUGAAGAUAAGCUGCUUUAAGAUGCUCCCACCUGGUGUUUACAUCUAGUUGUUCAGGUUUUGUGUAGUCUUCCAUAGCUGCCAGGGCUUGAUAUUUGUUCCUCAGUUGUAGAACAAAAGUACUUUUGAUUUUGGGGUUCUAUAGUUUCUCCACAUCUAAUUCCUGCCUUCCUGGUCUUUUGACCCCUGUCUUCCUCAGCUUUACUUUUACUGUUGCUACAACCAUAUGAUGGUCGCUGCCAACAUCGGGUUCCCUCUUAACUCUUACAUCCAGAAGUCAUCUUCGCCAGGUACCAUAGCUCUCUCAUAGUUGGUGUUGUCAUUUCCAAUCCUCUAAGAGGAUCACUACCUUGUCGUGGUUUAGUGGCUUGCAUGUCUCAAUGACCUAGAGAGCUAUGCUGGCUGGAGCCUCUAUUUUCCUGGUAGGGCCACUUAUGCCAGACAGGUCAAAGGAUAGAGACCAGAGUAACAGUGUUCCCUGGUCCUCCAGGUUGGGGGUUGGACACUGGGCUAACAACCCAGUUCUAGAAAAAAUAUAGGUGUUACCGAAACCGCAAC
Molecule: messenger RNA, 3894 nt
Organism: Paramisgurnus dabryanus
Lineage: Eukaryota; Metazoa; Chordata; Actinopteri; Cypriniformes; Cobitidae
Product: C-C chemokine receptor type 4-like
Biological process (GO): immune response; positive regulation of cytosolic calcium ion concentration; G protein-coupled receptor signaling pathway
Cellular component (GO): external side of plasma membrane; membrane
Molecular function (GO): C-C chemokine receptor activity; C-C chemokine binding
Source: RefSeq, a predicted model, not a curated record